UACAUUUGUAAAUUCGGAAAGAAGUUUCAGUUGUCAAGAACAUGAAAAAAAGAUCAGUAACAGAUUGGUUGAUAACUCUUCGCAGGAAAAGUAGCUAACGUUAACUAGCUAAAUUAAUCUGUUUCUUUCUGACGCUUCAAUUUGAUUCGAAUGUCUUCAGACCCUGGUGACAGUGGAGGUAGCUGCUAGUUAACCAAAUAAGCAAGUUAACCACAGUAAAUGUAAACUGUGCCGUAAUCGAACACGUUCUCAUUUGUUGUCUGAUUAGUUGUUUUUGUAUUUCAUAACGAUUGCUAGUCAGUUUAAAACAUACUCCGGUUAGCUAACUAUCGCAAAAGUAUGCUCGAGCGGCAGAGUCGAUAUCUGCGUUUAUAAACCCAGGGUCGUUACACUACUCCCUCCUUUCAAAUAGCCCGUCCUCGCGCUGGCUUGCGACUCUACGUCUUACAGGAACGCGCUCACCAGCCAAGCACUUGCACUGUUGUGGAUGCAAGGUCCGAUCACUUCUGACACCAAUGUAAUAAAACAGCAGGGAGCAGGUCUCGAACCCUCGACCUUCUAGCCCGAAGUCCAGCGCGCUAACGGCAAUACGUGAUACCACCGCGACAGGAGCUGUAAGACAUGGCGUGUUUGGUUGCUGUUUGCAGGGACGGGGAAGAGGACUUCCCUUUCCUCGCAAGACAGAUUCCCCUGUACAUCGAUGACACUCUCACAAUGGUGAUGGAGUUUACUGAGGAUGCCAUGAACCUUGACAGUCACCAGAUCAACAGCUCUGAGAUGAAGCAGUUUGUUGAGCAUCACAGCAUGCUGAAGCAGCAGGACCUGAACAACGCCAUGAUUGUGUCGUCCAGGGAGAUGUUCAGCUCCCUGUCCCAGCUGGUGCCUUGUGUGGGCUGCAGGCGGAGUGUGGAGCGCCUCUUCUCCCAGCUGGUGGAGUCUGGGAACCCGGCUCUGGAGCCCCUCACUGUGAAGCCCAUCGGCGUGCUCUCUGUCACCAAGGCCUGCGUGGUCAACGCAAAAAAGCUCUACACCCUCUUCUACGUCCACGGGUCAAAGUUGAAUGACAUGAUCGACGCCAUUCCAAAAAGCAAAAAGAAUAAACGCUGCCAGUUGCACUCCUUAGACACACACAAACCUAAGCCACUGGGGGGAAGCUGGAUGGAGGUGUGGGAGCUCAUGUCUCAGGAGUGCAGGGAUGAGGUCGUUCUGAUUGACGGUGCCUGCCUCCUGGAAACCCUGGAAACAUACUUGCGCAAACACAGGUUCUGUACUGACUGCAAGAACAAGGUAUUGAGAGCGUACAACAUCCUGGUAGGGGAGCUGGACUGCACUAAAGAGAAGGGCUACUGCGCUGCCUUGUACGAGGGUAUCCGCUGCUGCCCCCACGAGCGCCACGUCCAUGUCUGCUGCGAGACGGACUUCAUCGCCCACCUCCUGGGCCGGGCCGAGCCCGAGUUCACCGGAGGUUAUGAACGUAGAGAGCGGCACGCUAAGACCAUUGACAUUGCUCAAGAGGAAGUGCUGACCUGCCUGGGCAUCCACCUGUACGAGCGGCUGCACAGAAUCUGGCUGAAGCUGAGGGCAGAGGAGCAAACCUGGCAGAUGCUCUUCUACCUUGGCAUUGAUGCUCUACGCAAAAGUUUUGAGAUGGCGGUGGAGAAGGUGCAAGGCAUCAGUCGUCUGGAGCAGCUGUGUGAAGAGCUGUCGGAAGAGGAGAGGGCCAAGGAGCUGAAGCAGGAGAAGAAGAGGCAGAAGAAGAAGAACAGGCGAAAAAACAAGUGCGGCUUCAACAUGUCCGACGGCAAGGAGAAGAGCCUGGAUGAGCCUUCAUUAGAGUCUGUGGAGAGAAGAGGCUGCAAGGCCUGUGGAAGCCCAGAUGUGGAGGGUCAUGUCGGCUGUGUGGAGGUGGUCGUCACCAGCAACGAGAGCACUACUUCCUGCAGCUGUCCAGAUGGCACCGUUCCCAAAGUCAAGAAAGGUUUGUCACCCCACAGCAAUGGGAGUGACUGUGGCUACUCUUCUAGCAUGGAAGGCAGCGAGACUGGCUCACGGGAGGGAUCUGACGUCGCCUGCACUGACGGAAUCUGCAACCAUGAGGAAGCAGGAGACUACUUGUGUGGUCACCAUCAUAAUCACUGUGAUGAAGACGAGGAGGACGGGGUAUACAGCUGUGUGGAGUGCUGGGCUAACUCUGAAGAAAACUUGAAGGGCAAGAAAAAUGUUAAGAAAAGAAAGAACAAUGGCUCGUUAUGUAACGAUCAGGGUGGAAAAACAGAGGGUUGUGUGAUGGAAGGGUACAGGAGAGGGAAAAACACUUCUACAACGUCACCUGUGUGCAGAACCAAAGAGACGUGUGCCAAGUUGUGCUGUGACACCUUUUCUAGCAUUGCACUGCAGUUACCAUGGGCAGGACAUCAAAAGAACAUGAGCCAUUAUCUGGAGGCAAACAUGUGUGGUCAGGGGAACACCAGCACCAACAGUCUCAUGAAACUACUGGACGACUCUGAAGUGACUUCAGACGAAGAGAACUGCCUCACGCAGGAUGAGAUCCAGUUGUUUGUGGAUAGCAACAAGUCCUUCUACAACAACCGCCACCAGUACAGACAGCACCUGAAGGAUAAAUUUACCAAGUACUGCCGCGGCGGUGGAGAGUGGUUCGCUGCUGCCACCACCAGCGUCAAUUAAUGAAUUCGCUGCUGUUGCACGACUCUACUGUCGUGAAGUCUUUUUAACACAUGAUUAUUACCAUUGCUCUGCGCGUACCGCCUUUAAAACAAAUAGAAAAAAAUCGAAGUACAUUUUGGUCUGGUGUUUAUUUUGUCCCCCACUCUGUAGUUGAAGUAAAUGUGAAUCUUAAUUUCCCCCAUGUGUUUAUCUUCUCUCAAUCUAUCUCUGUCCCGACUGUUCACCUAUCUUGUCACCUCUCCUCAUUCACCUUGUCGCCCCAUCUUUGUUCUCCUCCCUCCCAGCCUGACCAGUUUCUUUCUGGUCUCAUUUUGUAGGGCUGAUGGAUUUAUUUAUUUUUUGUAGCACAGUAGAUCUGAUAAUCAAGCUUGCAAGCUGUGACAUUAGGAUUUAAAUGUUGGUAGUCAGUCCUGUGUUGUUUUUCUCGCAUAUUCAUUUUUGUGUGUCUCGCUUAUUACUCUGACACUUCAUUUUAGUGGAAUAAGUUGCACCAAUAAAUGUGUACAUAAAUGAAAUGAUCUGAAUAUAAAGAUUUUACAGUAAGACAAUGUGUAAGAUUUACUAAAUAAAAAAUAUUUAUUAA
Molecule: messenger RNA, 3268 nt
Organism: Oncorhynchus gorbuscha (pink salmon)
Lineage: Eukaryota; Metazoa; Chordata; Actinopteri; Salmoniformes; Salmonidae
Product: gametogenetin-binding protein 2-like
Exons: 14
Coding region: 622-2685 (687 amino acids)
Cellular component (GO): cytoplasm; nucleus
Source: RefSeq, a predicted model, not a curated record